GGGACACAGGCCCACAAACCAUUUGUUCUCCAAGAGGGGACGGGGCUGAGGGAUACCUUGGACUUUGGACUUCCGAGACUCCGAAGCAGAUCCAGGUCACACUAAGACAUGCUUUACAAGCUGUGUGGUCCAACUCCGUUGCGCCCAAAACCGCGAAAGGUGGCCGAGGAUUCAGCACAACAAUUGUGCAUUUCAGAUUGCCAUUUUGGAUUCAGCUCAAGACGGAUCUAGCUUUAGCCAGCCAGAUUUGCGACAGGCAUACAAAAAAGUGUGGAUCAGCUUUCACGAGUUGCAGCUCUCUUGCGCAGCCCGCGCUUUAGACGGGCAAGUGAGCCAGUUGACGUUUCACGUCAGACCAUUCCAGCCAUGAGGACGAGUAUCGUGUCCUUUGGACCCCCAUCCGUUAGCAGCAGUAUGGGCUUGGGCGAGGUGGAGACAGAGGGUCUUCAUUCAAAGCUUCAUGAAUUGCAUCAGCUGAUCGAGAGAAGAUUUCGGCAACACGCCAAGCUUUUGAGAAUGGAGAUUCGUCGUUCACAACGAAAGAGUGCCACUUUGCCCAUCCUCGAGAUGGACGAUGUUUCGGAAAAAGCGGACGAGGAGAGGUCAGAAGAGUCCGAAGUGGAAGGGGAUGAGAAGGGAGAUGAGAUGGACCACAGCGGUGAAACUGGCAUUCUGCGGAGUCCCGAUAGGACUCCUCCUCCCUCGCCACCUGUGCCCUUGUUGGAACCUCUCCCGCCUAGUCCCGGCACUCCAAGCCGUGACUCACAUGUAUCUCAAAGCUCAGCUCGAGCCGGCAAGACUCGCUUUGGCCUUCGGUUGAGUAGUAGUAGUGCAAUCAGUGGAAUCAGCGGAAAGAGCAUGAAAAGCAACCGUAGCCGUUCAGGGAUUUCUGGAGCCUCAGAUCAGACUGCCCAAUCAUCCCGAACUGACCAAAGUUCGCCCGAUUCCUUCAUCCUGGGUGCGUGGAAUGAGAAACACCUGGCACAGGCUAAAAUUGCAGGAAUGUGGAUGGCUCGGCGCAGAGCUACCUCAUACACAGAGAUUGAAGAGUCAUGUUUGUCUUCCUACUGCAGGGAAUUCAUUGAUUCUAGCAUUUUUACCUAUGUCAUCACGCUGAUGAUAUUCCUCCAUGUCAUCCUCAUGGGGAUAGAAGCCGACUUAUACAAGGAACAUAAUGGUGCUGAAGGCAUUCCAUCAUGGAUCGGUAUUUCAAAUUUGGUCUUGACGAGCUUCUUUCUCUGUGAGCUGCUGCUGAAGUUCAUUGCCCUGGGUUGCCGAGAAUUCUGGUGUGGCAGGGACUGGGCCUGGAACGGCUUCGAUGCAGCCGUGAUCUCCUUGUCCGUGGUGGAUGUGGUUCUGGCCUUGUGGUUCACCACGGCAGCUGGAACUGGCCAAGUGAGGGUCUUCCGGAUGAUCCGUAUCUUGCGAUAUUUGCGAAGUAUUCGAGUGGUCCGGCUCUUCCGAUACAUCAGUGCAUUGCAGGUGUUGACCUUGUCGAUCAUUGGGACAAUGAGCUCGUUAGCCUGGACAUUGCUGCUGUUGAUUCUGAUCAUAUAUAGCUACUCUGUAGUGCUGACGGAGCUCGUAGUCGAAGUCUGUGUGGAGAACUCCGAAUGCCCACAGGUGUUUACCAGCGUUGCAGACAGCAUGCUGACGCUCUUCAUGGCCAUCUCACAAGGCUUGAACUGGGAAGAUCUGGUCAAUCCAUUGCGGCAAGUCUCCGGAUUGGCGGUGGUCCUUGUGAUGAGCUAUAUCACUCUGACGAUUUUUGCGAUUCUCAAUGUAGUAACGGGAGUGUUUUGCAACACCGCAAUAGAGAGCGCGGGAGCUGACAAAGAUGUGCGAACUUUGAAGCAAAUCCAGGCCAAAUCGCAACAGGUGGAGCUUUUGAAAAGUGUAUUCCAAGAGAUUGACUUCGAGCAAGUGAAUGAGAUCAGCUUUAUGGAUAUGAAGCGAUGUUUGGCCAAUGGCGAUCUCGGGAGCUUUUUGGAGUCCAUGAACAUCUCCACCGACGAUGUGUGGACGCUUUUCAUGCUUUUAGACUCGGACAAGACCGGGCUUAUUGAUGUCGAUGAGUUUGUGAAGGGCUGCAUGCAGCUGCAUGGGCCAGCCAAGAGCAUGCAGGUGGCCCAGAUGAGCUUUGAGAAUAAGCUCACUCGAUCUGCGAUUAAGAAUCUGAGCAAGGAAAUCACCGAGAUCGGUGGCAUUCUUGGAUAUUUGAGUGCGAGAAUAUGCCCGACCAGUGUGGAGGUGGUUGAUGAAGGAACAGAGGUGACACGAGUAGAGUGCUGAGGCUGGAAGGGGCAAAAAAGGCUCA
Durusdinium trenchii is the source of this 2317-nucleotide messenger RNA. The record is from the annotation of a GenBank genome assembly. Lineage: Eukaryota; Dinophyceae; Suessiales; Symbiodiniaceae.